AUGCUGAAGGGAGGAAUCGAUGUUGGCAAGUUCUGGCUGGUCCACACCGUGCAGUUCCUCCUGCUUUACAUUGUGGCCUUGACUGGGAAUCUCCUCAUCAUUGCUGUCAUGAUCCUCAACUGGAAACUCCACUCCCCCAUAUACUUCUUCCUCAGGCACCUGUCCAUCCUCGACCUCUGCGACAUUUCCACCACUGUCUCCAAAUUCAUUGUCAACUCCCUGACUAACCGUAGAGAAAUCUCUUUCCCGGGCUGUGUCCUCCAGGUGAUGUCCUUUGACAACUACGUAGCCACAUGCCUCCCUCUGCGCUAUGUUGUCAUGAGCCAAGGGGCCUGUAAGAAGAUGGUGGCUUCUUCCUGGUUCAGUGGGAGUCUUUCUGGACUUAUGCAAACAGCUGUGACCUUCUCUCUACGCUUCCGUCGAUGCAAUGAGAUCCACCAGUUCUUCUGUGAUAUCCCCCGGCUCCUGAAGCUCUCUGGCUCUGACUGGAUAAUGGCGGGGUUGGGCAUUUCAGUCCUCGUUCCGUGUCUUGCCUUCUUCUGUUUCAUCUCCAUAAUUGUCUCUUACAUCUGCAUCUUCUCAGACAAGCUGAGGAUGCGGUCCUCAGGAGGCCGGACCAAAGCCUUCUCAACCUGUCUGACCUACCUCAUCAUCAUGGCUUUCUUCUUCUCCACUGCUUCCUUCGGUUAUGUGAAACCGCCCUCUGACUUUCCUUUCUUUCAGGACCUGUUGAUGUUCAUGAUCUAUUUCUUCAUCGUGAUCAAAGUCUGGAGAGUGGUGGUCCCCAUACACAGAAGAGGAAAACACCAUUACUUCUAG
Molecule: messenger RNA, 819 nt
Organism: Tachyglossus aculeatus (Australian echidna)
Lineage: Eukaryota; Metazoa; Chordata; Mammalia; Monotremata; Tachyglossidae
Product: olfactory receptor 14J1-like
Exons: 3
Coding region: 1-819 (272 amino acids)
Biological process (GO): G protein-coupled receptor signaling pathway
Cellular component (GO): membrane
Molecular function (GO): olfactory receptor activity; odorant binding
Source: RefSeq, a predicted model, not a curated record